UUAUUGUGUGGCGGUUGCAUGCUGUACUCGCGGCGGCCCGGCCCUCGCCCGGGAGUGCGUGUGUGUGCGCGCGUGUGUGCGCGAGUGAGUGUGUGCGCGGGGGUGCGCGCGCGGGCGGGAGUGGGCGCGCGCGGGGAAAGGCCCGAAAACACCUUAGUUUGCACCGAGAGACCAUUUGCAGCGGAACCCGAAAGUUUGCAAGAAGAAGAUAGCGCGCGGCGAGCAAGCGGGCAAGGGGCAGCGGCUGCGGCGCCGGGGACCAUGGUGCUGCCGGCGCCUCCUCCGCGGGCGUGAAGGCGGCACUCCCACUCCCUCCCCGGACUCCGCGGUGUCCCAGGAGCUUUUGCUGACAAUUCCAGUUUCCGAACGAAACAUUUGGGCAAUGGUGAGGGCUUCAAUCCCUUGUCUGAUUUGCUGUCAACCAUGAACAGACGGAUGUGAUGCCUGCUGGCCAAAAGGUGUCUCUCUGUGUGUUGCAGUCCUGUGGCAUUAUGCAUGCCCCCAACCAGUGACCUCCAGACUUUUUAUGGCUGUGAGACACGUUAAAAGUUCAGGGGUAAGAAGUGACCUUUUGAGGUGACUAUAACAGAAGAUUGCUUUACAGAAGCCAAAAAAGGUUUUUGAGUCAUGAUGCAAGAAUCUGGGACUGAGACGAAAAGUAACGGUUCAGCCAUCCAGAAUGGGUCAAGCGGCGGCAACCACUUGUUAGAGUGCGGCGGUCUCCGGGAAGGGCGGCCCAACGGGGAGACGCCGGCCGUGGACGUGGGGGCAGCCGAUCUGGCCCACGUGCAGCAGCAGCAGGCACUUCAAGUGGCAAGACAGCUUCUUCUCCAGCAGCAACAGCAGCAAGUUAGUGGAUUAAAGUCUCCCAAGAGGAAUGACAAACAACCAGCCCUUCAGGUUCCCGUGUCAGUGGCUAUGAUGACACCUCAAGUUAUCACUCCCCAGCAAAUGCAGCAGAUCCUCCAGCAACAAGUGCUGAGCCCUCAGCAGCUCCAGGUUCUCCUCCAGCAGCAGCAGGCCCUCAUGCUUCAGCAGCAGCAGCUUCAAGAGUUUUAUAAAAAACAACAGGAACAGUUGCAGCUUCAACUUUUACAACAACAUGCUGGAAAACAGCCUAAAGAGCAACAGCAGGUGUCUACCCAGCAGUUGGCUUUCCAGCAGCAACUUUUACAGAUGCAGCAGCUACAGCAGCAACACCUUCUGUCUUUGCAGCGCCAAGGCCUUCUAACAAUCCAGCCGGGGCAGCCUGCCCUUCCCCUCCAACCCCUUGCUCAAGGCAUGAUUCCAACAGAACUGCAGCAGCUCUGGAAAGAAGUGACAAGUGCUCAUACGACAGAAGAAACCACGGGCAACAAUCACAGCAGUUUGGAUCUGACCACGACAUGUGUCUCUUCCUCUGCACCUUCCAAGACCUCCUUAAUAAUGAACCCACACGCCUCUACCAACGGACAGCUGUCAGUCCACACUCCCAAAAGGGAAAGUUUGUCCCAUGAGGAACAUCCCCAUAGCCAUCCUCUGUAUGGACAUGGCGUAUGCAAGUGGCCUGGCUGUGAAGCAGUGUGUGAAGAUUUCCAAUCAUUUCUAAAACAUCUCAACAGUGAGCAUGCGCUGGACGAUAGAAGUACAGCCCAAUGUAGAGUACAAAUGCAGGUUGUACAGCAGUUAGAGCUACAGCUUGCAAAAGACAAAGAGCGCCUGCAAGCCAUGAUGACCCACCUGCACGUGAAGUCUACGGAACCCAAAACUGCCCCUCAGCCCCUGAAUCUGGUAUCAAGUGUCACACUCUCCAAGUCUGCAUCAGAGGCUUCUCCACAGAGCUUACCUCAUACUCCUACGACCCCCACUGCCCCCAUCACUCCCGUCACCCAAGGCCCCUCCGUCAUCACCACCACCAGCAUGCACACGGUGGGACCCAUCCGCAGGCGGUACUCAGACAAAUACAACGUGCCCAUCUCUUCAGCAGAUAUUGCGCAGAACCAAGAAUUUUAUAAGAACGCAGAAGUUAGACCACCAUUUACAUAUGCAUCUUUAAUUAGGCAGGCCAUUCUCGAAUCUCCAGAAAAGCAGCUAACACUAAAUGAAAUCUAUAACUGGUUCACACGAAUGUUUGCUUACUUCCGGCGUAAUGCUGCCACAUGGAAGGGUGCCAUUCGCACCAACCUCUCACUGCAUAAGUGCUUUAUCAGAGUAGAGGAUGAGUUUGGGUCCUUUUGGACAGUUGAUGAUGAAGAGUUUAAACGUGGCCGCCAUAUUCAACGAGGCCGUCCUCGCAAAUACUGCCCCGAUGAAAACUUUGACGAGCUUGUCGCACAUAACCCUUCCCUUAUUAAAAACAUGCAGACCAGCCACGCCUACUGUACACCUCUCAAUGCAGCUUUACAGGCUUCGAUGGCUGAGAACAGUAUACCUCUAUACACUACCGCUUCCAUGGGAAACCCCACUCUGGGCAACCUAGCCAGCGCCAUACGGGAAGAGCUGAACGGGGCGAUGGAGCAUACCAACAGCAACGAGAGCGACAGCAGCCCGGGCAGAUCCCCUAUGCAAGCCGUGCAUCCUAUACAUGUCAAAGAAGAGCCCCUGGAUCCAGAGGAAGCUGAAGGGCCGCUAUCCCUAGUGACAACAGCCAACCACAGUCCGGAUUUUGACCACGACAGAGAUUACGAAGACGAACCAGUAAAUGAGGACAUGGAGUGAACAUCUGGGCAGGCCGACCCCAAGAGCGCGAAGAUUGGGGGGGGGCGGGGCACACAAAACAAAACACGUCAAAAGUUUGCAGUGAAAUCGUUCUCCAUUGGUUGUACAGUCUGGAGGAUUUUUCACUACAUUUUGACAACUCUGCAAUGUGUUAACUCUUAGUGCCAUCAAGAAUCCCAUUUGGGAGUAUUUUUGAUUUUUCUACUUUUUGUUGAAAAAAGGAAUUUGUACUCUGUGCAUUGGAUGGACUUGUUUGGUACUGGGGAUUUUCCUCUCUUAACAGUCAACAUCAGUGUUGUAAAUUUGCUAAACUGAUUCACUUUUAGCAGCAGACUUUGAACUGCAGUCCUGCCGACAUUGGACAUUGAGGACACCCAACUGAGCAUGUGCACCUAAGCUGCAGACCAAGCCUCUGCCCAGAAUUUAAGGAUUCCAAUGGACGACCUAUUUGCACAGUACUGCAUGUUGAUUAUCACUGCCUUUACUCCAUUUUUUUUUUUUUUUUUGCUUCCAGUUGGGAUGGGGAAGGCCUUUGUGUGUGUAUUGGGGGGAGGGUUUAAAAAUAAUUAUCCCAAACUUUUUAAUGUAUUGCUCUUUUUUUUUUUUUGGCUUCUUCUAUACCAUUUUAAGUUCUGACCUCAGGCCUCCAUUCGGGCCCACGGCCUCUUGGAGGCUUCAAGUUUUCUGUACCUUGUGAUGAAUGUUAAUAGGUGUUUUUAUUAUACGAAGCUGAAUGUCAUUUCUCGUUCGUAGUUUUCUGUCACUCAUUCCAUGUCCCUUCAGACAUCACCACUGUUUUCUCGAAAGUCGGAAAACAUUCCGUUUUGAUCUUUUGCAAAAAGGUCCCAAAUGCUGCACUCUACACGUGAAGGUCCUCUCACCCAGACGUGAAGUUCCUGCCAGAAAGAGAAUGAAUGACAGAAAAAAAAAAAAAAAUAGAGACACCCUAGGAACCAUGCAGAUUCAUUCCAUGAAGCGGUAUUGGAAGGUUCGGGAAGGGGGUUGUUUCAGAUUUUCCUCUUUUUUUUUUUUUUUUUUUUAUGUUGCACCUACCAUCAUUCUUAAUAAAUGCCACAGCAUUUACCAGCACAAGGAAACAUAGGCAGCAGCCCCCUUACCCCCAAACCAGAAAAAAACAAAAAAAAACCUCUCGCAGUAGUUCGACUGACAGUGGCUGUGGAAGCCCGUCCCUGGGAUGACCUAGUUGAGAUGGGGGCCUCAGGCUCUCGCAGUUGUUAAAACCAGUGUGGGUUGCUUUGUUUGCAAAAUGGCCCAAAAGCUGGCUUCCCUGAGCAACUGUGCUGAAAGUCGUGGUGGCCCCAAACCGAAACAUCCAUUCAGACCUGCUGGGUGGCAUUCAUCUGUUUGAAUGCAAAUUAGAUUUCAGAUUGAACUUGCUAUGCGAGUUAAUGAGGACUUCGUUCAGCAAAUGCUAAAGUGUUAAUUUCCAAUGUGCAGAUUUGGUACAGCAGUUCAGCAUGCGAGGCAAUAUCACCCCACCAACCCAGUCUCAAAAACCAACAGCAGAAGACAUCAGGUAGAUGGGGGCACAGCUCAGCCCUGGGCUUUUGGGGAAACAAACAUGGCGCACAGAACAUGGCAGUCAUGGGUCAGUACCGCCUCGGUCCUUGGAACCCCUGAACGCUUCCACUCUGCACCCCUUUCCUGUCACUCAUUUAUUUACCUAGGAGUGUAGCUUUUGUUUUAGUUUAAGAGCCUUUUGGAGCUUAAUUUAUAUGCUUUGUACCUCUUUUUUUUUUUUUUUUUUUCCCUAAAAUUACCAAAGAUAUUCCACAAAGGUAAAUUAUGUUCUCUGUUUUUAUGCUUUAUCUGAUGAAGCCAAAUAUCCUCUUCUUGUUGAUCAAAGGAGGCAAAAUAAUUUAGAGGCAAUUGAUGAGAUAUAGGCUAUUGCUAACUUAAGAGAACUGCUUCUUCAUCAUAGAGGACAUUUAGAAGACCAAGUAGGUAAUGGAACCAAAGUUGUUACUUUUUUUUUUUUUUUUUCAGUCCUCGGUUUUGGUUUUGGUUUUGGUUUUUUCCUUCUGUACCUCUACAGAGACCAAAACACAAUCUUGUAAAGAGAACUUAUGGGGCUACUGAAGAGAGAAAUAGGACACAGUAUUAAGGGAGCAAUAGAAGGAAGGGAUUACCAUCUCCAAGAAAAAAAAAACCAGUGUAUGGCACAUGAAACUUAGGGGGUGUCCGUCUAGGAGACAGUUAAGAUAAAAUGAAGGUAAAAUUCAGAGAGAACGGAACAGCUUCCACAAUUGAACUAGACCGCGUAGUAGGAUUUCUAGAAGACAUUUCUUUUUCAAAGAAAGAUUGUAUGCCACUUUUGUUUAAGGACUGUGCUAUGAUCACUGCAUUCAUUUGGGUUUAUCUUGGCAUAUAUAUAUCCUCUGGGUUUUUGUUUUUGUUUUUUUUUUUAAAAAGGUUUCCUUUUUUUCCUUCCUUUUUUCCGGAUUAGGCUUGCGUCAGCAUUUUUCAUUUAAAAAAAAAAAAAAAAAAGUAACAUUCCCGUCCUCUCACAAGCUUGGUACAAAAACUUCUUUGGCAGUUACUUUUGAAGCUUCACACUGCUUUCUCUAUAAAGAGCAGUCUGUGGUCACUCGAGACUUACUUUUUUUUUUUUUUUUUUUUUUUUUUCCAACUUUUCCAGGCAGCGUCAUGAUGUGCAAGCAGUAGCCAGACAGGGUCAUGGGAAGGGGGCCCUGUGCUUCUAAACUGAGUGGUUGCUGGUUAGUUUGGUAUUCAAAAGAGGAUAAAAAUCUGGUAGAUUAGUUCAUUCUCAGCAUGUGUAGCUAGACAUGAGUAAAGUUAACAGCAUGAGAAACUGUUAGUACGCAUACCUCAGUUCAAACCUUUAGGGAAUGAUUAAAAUUAAAAAAAAAAAAUACAUUUCACUCAGUUGCACUUAGUCGUAUGUCUUGCAUGCUUAGUCUAAAGACUGUAGCAAAAAGAAAAAAAAAAAGAAAAAUUAGCUUUUACAUAUCUUUGCAGGUAUCACAGCCUUGCAGAAGAACCAACUGAAAAAGAAAAAUUUCUCAGGCUUUACAGCAAGCAAACUUCACUCUGAUUUUUCCAAUUCUGAUUCUGUAUCCCUUGGGGGUAUCCCAGUUGCUUCUUUAGGAUGGGGUUUAUUAUGUUGUACAUAUAUCCCGAUGUGUCUGUGUGACUCUUUGUCUUUUUUGGGGGAGGGCGGAGGGUGGUUCUUUUUUUAGAUAUUGUUCCUAAAAAGGAAUAAAUGCAUACACCUGUUUGUCAAAACACCUUUGCUUUUUGUGCAACUGCUUUAUAU
Balaenoptera ricei (Rice's whale) is the source of this 5995-nucleotide messenger RNA. RefSeq names its product forkhead box P1 (gene FOXP1). Gene Ontology annotation, biological process: regulation of transcription by RNA polymerase II. Gene Ontology annotation, cellular component: nucleus. The coding region runs from base 628 to 2697 and encodes 689 amino acids. Lineage: Eukaryota; Metazoa; Chordata; Mammalia; Artiodactyla; Balaenopteridae. Gene Ontology annotation, molecular function: RNA polymerase II cis-regulatory region sequence-specific DNA binding; DNA-binding transcription repressor activity, RNA polymerase II-specific. The record is from RefSeq and is a predicted model, not a curated record. The transcript is spliced from 21 exons.